Messenger RNA from Monoraphidium neglectum, 558 nucleotides. RefSeq lists its product as hypothetical. The transcript has a single exon. The record is from RefSeq and is a predicted model, not a curated record. Bases 1 to 558 code for a protein of 185 amino acids. Lineage: Eukaryota; Viridiplantae; Chlorophyta; Chlorophyceae; Sphaeropleales; Selenastraceae.
AUGCUGCGCCCAGCCCUUGCCCUCCUGCUGGGGGCGGCCCUGCUGCUCGCGGCCGACGCCUUUAACCCCACCGACGACAAGCCCAAGGGCCGUCUGCUGCUGUCCGAGCCCUCCACCACUACCGCCGGGCCCGUGCCCGCCGCCGCAACGCCCGAAUCCUCGUCGGUGGAGCCAGCUGGGCCGCUCGCCAAGCCGAAGCCCAAGCACUCCCCUUCCGCGUCUCCGCACACCAAGCCCAGCCACUCUCCGCACCCCAAGCCCAGGCACUCCCCCAAGCACUCCCCCAAGCACUCCCCCAAGCACUCCCCCAAGCACUCCCCUACUGCGCCUGUGCUAACCAAGCCCGAGCACUCCCCCGCCGCCGCCGCCGCCGCCCCUGUCAAGGGCAACGAGGGCCGCCGCCUGCUUCAAAACAUCCCUGUCGCCCCGGCGCAGUCGCAUGCCCACACGGACCCGCCUGGGGCCGACCCGCCAGUUUACUUUACCGACCACAGGCCUCUCAACCACCCCGAGCACCACUGCGGCCGCCACCUGCGCGCCUCUUUCAUGGGUGUGUGA